Brassica oleracea var. oleracea is the source of this 1420-nucleotide messenger RNA. Its product is annotated as GDSL esterase/lipase At2g03980-like. The transcript is spliced from 6 exons. Lineage: Eukaryota; Viridiplantae; Streptophyta; Magnoliopsida; Brassicales; Brassicaceae. The record is from RefSeq and is a predicted model, not a curated record. Bases 198 to 1304 code for a protein of 368 amino acids. Gene Ontology annotation, molecular function: hydrolase activity, acting on ester bonds.
UGAUAAAAGUGUUUUGUAUUUUCCGGUUUAUAUUUCGCCGAGCAGAAAAUCAUCCCAGAUAAAUAAUUGCUAUGAAUAAUUUAUAUUCCACUGUUCAUGUCAAAUACACCAGCGUUUAUCGAGCUUAAUUUCACUUCAUUUUCUUCUCUGUUUCAUCGGGUUAAGUUCUUUCUUUUUCUCUACAGAAAAUACAAGAAAUGGGUUUGCCUUCUUAUCUAAAGCCAUACCUUCUUUUUCUCCUCUUGUGUCUUCUCAAUGUUAUCACAAUUAACUCCAAAAAAUCAUUAAAAGGAGAGGCCGUGCUUUUUGGCGGGAAUUUUCCAGCUUUGUAUGUUAUUGGAGAUUCAUUGGUUGAUCCAGGAAACAAUAAUCAUCUUUUGACGCUAGUCAAAGCGAAUUUUAAACCUUAUGGUUCUAACUUUGAAGGAGGCAAAGCUACCGGCCGUUUUAGUGAUGGCAAAACAAUUGCUGAUUAUAUUGGUAUAUUCUUUUUCAGCUAUUUGGCUCCUGCUUACAUGGGAUUAUCUAAAAAAGAAAAAAACAACCUCUCAACGGGUUUUAACUAUGCUUCUGCUAGCUGUGGGAUUUUUCCUGACACAGGAAAGCAAUUUGGAAGAUGUCUCUCGAUGAAUGUCCAAAUCGAUCUACUCAAUAAAACUAUUAAGAAAAAUCUUAAGAAAAAGUUCAAGAGGCAGUCAGAGCUUAGUAGACACUUGGGUGGAUCGUUGUUUAUGACCGCGAUUGGGGUCAAUGAUUACGCUUUCACCUAUAAAAAGAACGCAACCGAUGCGAAUGAGUUUGCAAGCAAGCUUCUUAAUGAGUUCUUGAUACGCCUCGAGAGAUUAUAUAACUUAGGAGCACGGAACUUCUUCGUGAACAACAUUAAACCUUUAGGUUGUUACCCAAAUAUCAUUGCAGAGACGGUACCUCGUGGAAGCUGCGACGACUCUUUAAACCUUGCUAUCGACAUUUUCAAUGUUCAGCUUAGAGAAAGCCUGUCUCAUAUGCGUCACAAGCUCUCCAACACUUCUUUCUUAUACUCUGACUACUUCAACUUCAUGUUGGAACUUCGUGGACCUUCGAGCAAUCAAGUUAGUUCGAAUCUAUUGAACACAACAAGCCCAUGUUGUCCUAAAGUUUAUAAUGGAGGUUCAACUACGACUUGUUUGCCGUUCUCAAAGGCGUGUAAGGAACCAGACAUGUUUAUCUUCUUCGAUCCGCGCCAUCCAACUCAAAUAGCGAAUUUCAUGUAUGCUAUUCGGUGCUUUCAGGAGAGACAAGUUUGUCAUGUGGUGAUAGAUUAAGCUUGACGAGUAUAUCAGUUGUAUAGUGUGAUAGUUAAAAAUAAUCGAAGUACGAUGGAACAGUAAAAACUAGUGGAUAAAGUUUUUGCAUAAUAAUAAUAUAACUAGAUUUUUAA